AGGCAUCUCCGCUCUUUUCCUUUUAUUUUUUCCUUCGCGUUUUUGCUCGAUGUCGUACAUCCCCCGUAGUCACUACCUCACCCUGCACGACACCUUGCGUCGGCUUCUCGGACCCAAUGCCCAACUGGCGGCUUUCGUCAAGGCAAAGAAGAACUUCCAGUGCGACAUGCUGGUGAACUGCGCCCAGACGGACCCAGAGACGCUGUAUCGUGAAGGCGUGGCCGCCAGCAGCUCCGCCGACAGUGAAAGGAACACUUCCAGCUCGAGUAGCAGCAGUGCCGAUCAUGAUACCGGUGCAGCGUCUUCGAUCAACUAUUCAAAGAAAGGCGUUAGCCUCGUGGCGCGUCAGCUGCAGGAGCUGCUGGGCUUCUGCGAUGUCGUCCCGCACACCCGCCGCAUCGACGUGGCCUUUCGGGACCGCACCGUCAUCCAGCUCGCUCUGGGCGCCGGCAAAGCCGAUUUACCCUUCGCCGUCGAAAAAGGCGAAGACAUCAACCAAGAGCCGGACUGGCGCAAGCGCAAUCGCCUGCGCGUCUCACUCGGCUUUGACGAGGAGCUCUUUCUUGCGGCCUGCACACGCACCAUCAACGUCGCCGCACGCACGCUCGAGAAGUCCAUGUACGAUUACUUCCGCUACUCCGCCAUGCUGCAGUUGUUUCCAGCGAUGGCGGCCGCCUACGAGGCGAGUGGGCAGGACUGGCGCGCCGUGCUGCCUCCAAUCAUCUACUGGAAGGCGCACGGCUAUGCUCUGGAAAAGGCGUACGGCUGUCGCCACUACCAGAACGCGGCCGCCACCGUCGAGCACAACUUUGCGGAGUACUACGGCGUGUUUCCGAUGGACAACCCCUUCUGCCCUGGCGAGGACCUUAACACCAUUGAGGUGGUGAGGUGGCUGUGUGAGGCUCGCAAGACGGGUGGGCUACUGACCCUCGGCACGGAGGCGUCUUUGCCGGAGGCGGCGACGAGAGAGGCGGCGCUGAGUACGCCAAGUUUUGAAGCUGCCCCGGCGGAGCCGACGCCCCAGUAA
Molecule: messenger RNA, 1027 nt
Organism: Leptomonas pyrrhocoris
Lineage: Eukaryota; Euglenozoa; Kinetoplastea; Trypanosomatida; Trypanosomatidae
Exons: 1
Coding region: 50-1027 (325 amino acids)
Source: RefSeq, a predicted model, not a curated record